This is a messenger RNA of Vicugna pacos (alpaca), 1740 nucleotides long. RefSeq names its product thioredoxin related transmembrane protein 2 (gene TMX2). Gene Ontology annotation, cellular component: membrane-bounded organelle. Lineage: Eukaryota; Metazoa; Chordata; Mammalia; Artiodactyla; Camelidae. Gene Ontology annotation, molecular function: disulfide oxidoreductase activity. The record is from RefSeq and is a predicted model, not a curated record. Gene Ontology annotation, biological process: brain development.
GAGAUCUACUUCCGGGUCUAGAGGCGGUGCAUCUGAGACUAGGCCCAAUGGAAGCCUCUGUGUUGGAAGAGGCGGGGCCAGACCUACGACGCUGACGAGCGGCCGGCGCCGCAGGGGCCGAAAAGAUGGCGGUCCUGGCACCUUUAAUUGCUCUUGUGUAUUCGGUGCCGCGACUUUCACGAUGGCUGGCCCGACCUUACUACCUUCUGUCAGCCUUGCUCUCUGUUGCCUUCCUACUCGUGAGGAAGCUGCCCCCUGUCUGCGACAGUCUCCCCACGCAGCGCGAAGACGGUAACCCGUGUGACUUCGACUGGAGAGAAGUGGAGAUCCUGAUGUUUCUCAGUGCCAUUGUGAUGAUGAAGAACCGCAGGUCCAUCACUGUGGAGCAACAUAUAGGCAACAUCUUCAUGUUUAGUAAAGUGGCCAAUGCAAUUCUUUUCUUCCGCCUGGAUAUUCGCAUGGGCCUGCUUUACAUCACACUCUGCAUAGUGUUCCUGAUGACAUGCAAACCCCCCCUGUACAUGGGCCCUGAGUACAUCAAGUACUUCAAUGAUAAAACCAUUGAUGAAGAGCUGGAGCGGGACAAGAGGGUCACUUGGAUUGUGGAGUUCUUUGCCAAUUGGUCUAAUGACUGCCAAUCAUUUGCCCCUAUCUACGCUGACCUCUCCCUCAAGUACAACUGUACAGGGCUAAAUUUUGGGAAGGUGGACGUUGGACGCUACACUGAUGUUAGUACACGGUACAAAGUGAGCACGUCACCCCUCACCAAGCAGCUCCCUACCCUGAUCCUGUUCCAAGGUGGCAAGGAGGUCAUGCGGCGGCCACAGAUUGACAAGAAAGGACGAGCUGUCUCUUGGACUUUCUCUGAGGAGAAUGUGAUCCGAGAAUUCAACUUGAAUGAGCUGUAUCAACGGGCCAAGAAGCUAUCAAAGGCUGGAGAUAAUAUCCCCGAGGAGCAGCCUGUGGCCCCAGUGCCCACUGCAGUGCCAGAUGAGGAGAGCAAGAAGGACAAAUAGGAUCCCUGCCUUCAGUGCUUCCUCUCCUGUGGAUCCCAGGCGCCUCUGAGGCCCUGCCCUUUCUGUAACCACAAGCCUUGCCUGAGGCCUUGGCCUUUUAUUUAUAUUUUCGUUGUUUGGCUAUGCCUAGGUAGGGCAGGGUAUUGCUUCUGAUUUUUAAGAGGCAUUCAGGGAGAUGACAGGUACCCUCCAGGAAGGCCUCCACUUCUCUGGCCUGCUCCUUUACUGGAGGGAGAGCAAGAUCUUACAUGGUAGGGGGGAAAUGCUUUCCCUCCAAGCUUGGGCCAGUGUUUCAGCUGCUGUGUGCCACUCACAGAUCUCCACCACACUCUGGUUUCAUUAUUCCUUAGUGGCCCUACACAGCCUACUUAGAUUAGGUUAAACCCUAUAUAAAAUGCCGAGAUGCAGAGUUAGUGCUGAGAUUUUUUUUCCCUCAAGGAGCCUUGUUUCUCCAGGCCCUUCUGGCUUGGUCUGUGCCCUGCAUUAAAAAGUAUAAGCCUAACUGUUAUUGGUCCCAAGGAGAAACCUCUAACCAGAGUUUUCUCAUUGAACAUGGUCUUGAAUAACCUCUCUACUUUAUGGAGACUGGGAGGAAGGGAAGUAGACCUUUCAGACUUACUUUGUGUGGUGGGACCUACAGGGUUGGAGUUCUCUUACCCUCCUUGCUACUCCCUAUACCCAGUUGAUCGUUUUCCAUAAUAAAGGGACUGGCAUUUACUUUUGA